CUGUCCCGGCGGCGCUAACCGGGGUUUCUCGCCCUCCCGCUUGCUCUGCUCCCCCGCCGCCGACGUCCGACAUCCGACAUCCGACAUGCUGAGCCGCGCUCUGCUGUUCCUCGCUCUGUCCGCGGCUGCCCGGGUGGGCGCCGACGCCCCGGAGGAGGAGGACCACGUCCUCGUGCUCAAGAAGAGCAACUUCGCGGAGGCGCUGGCGGCAAACAAGUACCUGCUGGUGGAGUUCUAUGCCCCUUGGUGUGGCCACUGCAAAGCGUUGGCCCCGGAGUAUGCCAAAGCUGCUGGGAAGCUGAAGGCGGAAGGUUCUGAGAUCCGACUGGCAAAGGUAGAUGCCACUGAAGAGUCUGAUCUGGCCCAGCAGUAUGGUGUCCGUGGCUACCCCACGAUCAAGUUCUUCAAGAAUGGAGACACUAACUCCCCCAAGGAGUAUACAGCUGGCAGAGAAGCGGAUGAUAUUGUGAAUUGGCUGAAGAAGCGCACUGGCCCCGCUGCCAGCACCCUAUCGGAUGGCGCGGCUGCAGAGUCCCUGGUGGAGUCCAGCGAGGUGGCUGUCAUCGGCUUCUUCAAGGACGUGGAGUCCAACUUUGCCAAGCAGUUCCUACUGGCAGCAGAGGCCAUCGAUGACAUACCUUUUGGGAUCACGUCCAGUAAUGAUGUGUUCUCCAGAUACCAGCUUGACCAAGAUGGAGUGGUCCUCUUCAAGAAGUUUGAUGAAGGCCGGAACAGCUUUGAGGGGGAGAUCACCAAAGAGAACUUGCUGGACUUUAUCAAGCACAACCAGCUGCCCCUGGUCAUCGAGUUCACCGAGCAGACAGCCCCGAAGAUUUUUGGGGGUGAAAUCAAGACUCAUAUCCUGCUCUUCCUGCCCAAGAGCGUGUCUGACUAUGACGGCAAAUUGAGCAACUUCAAGAAAGCAGCAGAGGGCUUCAAGGGCAAGAUCCUGUUUAUCUUCAUCGACAGCGACCAUGCGGACAACCAGCGCAUCCUGGAGUUCUUUGGUCUGAAGAAGGAGGAGUGCCCUGCUGUGCGGCUCAUCACCCUGGAGGAGGAGAUGACCAAGUACAAACCCGAGACGGAUGAGCUGACGGCGCAAAAGAUCACAGAGUUUUGCCAGCACUUCCUGGAGGGCAAGAUCAAGCCCCACCUGAUGAGCCAGGAGCUUCCUGAAGACUGGGACAAGCAGCCUGUCAAAGUACUAGUGGGGAAGAACUUUGAAGAGGUUGCUUUUGAUGAGAAAAAGAACGUCUUUGUGGAAUUCUAUGCACCGUGGUGUGGUCACUGCAAGCAGCUGGCACCCAUCUGGGAUAAGCUGGGAGAGACAUACAAGGACCACGAGAACAUCGUCAUCGCCAAGAUGGACUCGACAGCCAAUGAGGUGGAGGCUGUGAAAGUGCACAGCUUCCCCACCCUGAAAUUCUUCCCCGCCAGCACAGACAGGACGGUCAUUGACUACAACGGGGAGCGGACGCUAGAAGGCUUUAAGAAGUUCUUGGAGAGCGGCGGCCAGGAGGGAGCAGGGGAUGAUGAUGACCUGGACCUGGAAGAAGCCGAAGAGCCAGACAUGGAGGAAGAUGACGAUCAGAAAGCCGUGAAAGAUGAGCUGUGAUGAGGGAACAGACCUGGGCACCCAGCCCGACACCUCAGCCAACCUCACCUGAGAGGGGCGCCCUGGAGAGCAGGGAGCCCUUCCGCAGUCCUCACAUGGAAACGCAAACCCGUCUCUUCCUUUUGCUUUUCAAUUUUUGGAAAGGGAUUUAUCUCCAGGCCAGUCCAUCUUGCUGGGCUACUUUUUUAAAAUUGUGAUGUACUUUUUUGUACAUGGUUUUGUCCCAAGUGCUUGCUAAAAUGUUUGGGAUCUCACACUGGUAAUGUCUCUUUCCUGUUAGAGAUUUGUACUAUCACUUUAAAAUAAUUGCAUCUGUGGGACUUUGAGAUAUUUUUUGAUGUCAGGGUAUUUGUUCUGCCUUGGCCAAGCCUCCCUGGAGUCUCUUGUCUCCUGUCUGGGGGGAAUGGACCCAGGGGGGACACAGCCACUCUCCCAUCCACUGUGCUAGUGUGGCCGGGAUGAGCAUGGCUCUUGCAUUUUUUAAUUAAACGGAGACUUCUGGGUAGGUCAGGGUAGCCCUCUGCAUUUGGAGGAGGGGACAAGUGGUAGCUACCCAGGAGGCCCAGGCAAGGGCCCUGGACAGCUCUGGCUUUCGUCCAGACUGCUGACCUGCCUGCCUCGGGCUUGCUGUGGGACCCUUGGAUUCUCUUCCAGUACCAGCCAGUGGCCUGUGCUGGGGGACCAGGACCCUGAUCCUCAGGCUAGGAGAUGGCCCAGGAUAUGGGGGCUGGAUCAGAUCUUGACUAUUCUUCAGGCAUUUCCAGCACAACCUUGAAAUUGAACACAUUGGCCAAAUAAAGCUGAAAUUUUACUACC
Fukomys damarensis (Damara mole-rat) is the source of this 2431-nucleotide messenger RNA. RefSeq names its product prolyl 4-hydroxylase subunit beta (gene P4hb). Gene Ontology annotation, molecular function: protein disulfide isomerase activity. Bases 86 to 1615 code for a protein of 509 amino acids. NCBI's taxonomy places the organism in Eukaryota, Metazoa, Chordata, Mammalia, Rodentia, Bathyergidae. Gene Ontology annotation, biological process: response to endoplasmic reticulum stress; protein folding. The transcript is spliced from 11 exons. Gene Ontology annotation, cellular component: external side of plasma membrane; endoplasmic reticulum. The record is from RefSeq and is a predicted model, not a curated record.